UGCCCGCGAGCGGGAGCCGGAGUCGCCGCCGCCCGAGCGCAGCCGAGCGCACGCCGAGUCCGAUCGCCGCCGCCAUGGCCACCACGGUGACCUGCACCCGUUUCACCGACGAGUACCAGCUAUACGAGGAUAUUGGCAAGGGGGCUUUCUCUGUGGUCCGACGCUGUGUCAAGCUCUGUACCGGCCAUGAAUAUGCAGCCAAGAUCAUUAAUACCAAGAAGCUGUCAGCCAGAGAUCACCAGAAACUGGAGAGAGAGGCUCGGAUCUGCCGCCUGCUGAAGCAUUCCAACAUUGUCCGUCUCCAUGACAGCAUCUCUGAAGAAGGCUUCCACUACCUGGUCUUCGAUCUGGUCACUGGUGGGGAGCUCUUUGAGGACAUCGUGGCACGAGAGUACUACAGUGAAGCAGAUGCCAGUCACUGCAUCCAGCAGAUCCUGGAGGCUGUUCUCCAUUGUCACCAAAUGGGGGUCGUCCACAGAGACCUCAAGCCUGAGAACCUGCUUCUGGCCAGCAAAUGCAAAGGGGCCGCAGUGAAACUGGCGGACUUCGGCCUGGCCAUCGAGGUGCAGGGAGACCAGCAGGCGUGGUUUGGAUUUGCGGGAACGCCAGGCUACCUGUCCCCCGAGGUCCUUCGGAAGGAGGCGUACGGCAAGCCUGUGGACAUCUGGGCAUGUGGGGUGAUCCUGUACAUCCUGUUGGUGGGCUACCCCCCUUUCUGGGAUGAGGACCAGCACAAGCUAUACCAGCAGAUCAAGGCUGGGGCCUAUGACUUCCCAUCCCCUGAGUGGGACACCGUCACUCCUGAAGCCAAAAACCUCAUCAACCAGAUGUUGACCAUCAACCCUGCCAAACGCAUCACGGCCCACGAGGCCCUGAAGCAUCCAUGGGUCUGCCAACGCUCCACGGUGGCCUCUAUGAUGCACAGACAGGAGACUGUGGAAUGCCUGAAGAAGUUCAAUGCCAGGAGGAAGCUCAAGGGAGCCAUCCUCACCACUAUGUUGGCCACACGGAAUUUCUCAGUGGGCAGACAGACCACCGCUCCGGCCACAAUGUCCACCGCGGCCUCCGGCACCACCAUGGGGCUGGUGGAACAAGCCAAGAGUUUACUCAACAAGAAAGCAGACGGAGUCAAGCCACAGACAAACAGCACCAAAAACAGCUCGGCCAUCACCAGCCCCAAAGGAUCCCUCCCUCCUGCCGCCCUGGAGCCUCAAACCACCGUUAUCCAUAACCCAGUGGACGGGAUUAAGGAGUCUUCCGACAGCACCAACACAACCAUAGAGGAUGAAGAUGCCAAAGCCCCCAGGGUCCCUGAUGUCCUGAGCUUGGUGAGGAGGGGCUCAGGAGCCCCAGAAGCCGAGGGCCCCCUGUCCUGCCCAUCUCCAGUUCCCAUUAGCCCCCUUCCAGCCCCGUCCCCCAGGAUCUCUGACAUCCUGAACUCGGUGAGAAGGGGCUGUGGAACCCCAGAAGCCGAGGGACCCCUAUCAGUGGGGCCCCCACCCUGCUUGUCUCCGGGUCUCCUAGGCCCCCUGCCCACCCCGUCCCCCAGGAUCUCUGACAUCCUGAACUCAGUGAGGCGGGGCUCAGGGACCCCAGAAGCUGAGGGCCUCCCACCAGUGGGCCCCCCACCCUGCCCAUCUCCGACUCUCCCUGGCCCCUUGCCCACCCCAUCCCGGAAGCAGGAAAUCAUCAAGACCACAGAGCAGCUCAUUGAGGCGGUCAACAACGGCGACUUUGAGGCCUAUGCGAAAAUCUGUGACCCAGGCCUGACCUCAUUUGAGCCUGAAGCUCUGGGCAACCUAGUCGAAGGGAUGGAUUUCCACAGAUUCUACUUCGAGAACCUGCUGGCCAAGAACAGCAAGCCGAUCCACACCACCAUCCUGAACCCGCAUGUGCAUGUCAUUGGUGAGGAUGCAGCCUGCAUCGCCUACAUCCGCCUCACACAGUACAUCGAUGGCCAGGGCCGGCCCCGUACCAGCCAGUCCGAGGAGACCCGUGUGUGGCACCGCCGUGAUGGCAAGUGGCAGAACGUACAUUUCCACUGCUCGGGCGCUCCAGUGGCCCCACUGCAGUGAGAGCUGCGCCUGGUUUCACCGGACAGAGUUGGUGUUUGGAGCCCAGCCGCCCUCGGGCGCACGGCCUGCCUGUCGCAUGUUUGUGUCUGCCUCGUCCCUUCCCCUGGUGCCUGUGUCUGCAGAAAAACAAGACCAGAUGUGAUUUGUUUUUAAAAAUAAGAUGAUGACAACGACAACCACAUGCAAAAAAAAAGGAAAAAAAAAAGAAAAAAAAGAAAAAAAGAAAAAAAAUUGGCAUCGGAUGAAAUGGAAAAAAAAACGAAAGAAAGGAAAAAGCUGUAAAAAUCUGGCAUUUGUGGGGCCACCCCCACCCAAGCUCCACAUGUGUCUGUUGCGCUCCUGGCUUUGGGGACCCUCAGGGCGUGAAUGUGCCCGUGCUGACCGUGUUAGUCUGUAGGUACCGCACUCACCCCACCUUGGGCGUUUGCAUCCUCCCUCCCAUGCAUGGGCCCCACAUGCUAACCUGGCUGUCCUGGUGUCAGGUGUCUUGGGAAGGGCUGGGGGCUGCCUCCUUUCCUGCUAGUUGUGCCUGAGAGUCGCUGCUGUCCCUGCUUUCCCUACCGUCCCUCAUCCUGUGCAGGGCUGGGUGGGUGCUCUUCUAGCCAAGGAGUUUGCCCCAUGGAGUGCCUGGCAAGGGUUGGUUGAGAAGGCACCUAGCUCUGAAGAGAGGACUUGUCCCUUCCCUGCCACCAGCAGCAGAGCAACAGUGGCCCGCCCCUGGCCUGGACAGACCUUCCAAGGACUGAGGACCUGAAAUACUGGACGAAUGCUGGGAGUAGGCCUUACUGUAUCUGGGAUGUUUUGCUCACUGAGCUUGGGGUCUGGGUGCUCGAGUCUUGGUCGAAUGAUGCAGAGUGUGGUAAAGAAGGGCCAGAUGAUGGGUUUUAGGUUCCGGGCAAUGCAGGGCCACACAGGUGUUUGGUGAAGUAGGAAUGCUCUCCUAACCUGGGUCUGGAGCGGAAGUCAGAGCAUGAGCCAGCCAGAGGCACAUGGAAGGACAAAACUGGUUAGGACUGUCGUGCGAGGCCUUCCAGGUGGGCCAGAAGCAGCCCGGAGAGAAGACAGGCUGGAGGUAGGGCCUGGACAGCAGUGCGUGGAGGGAGGGUCCAUUAGGACGGUCUGCCACCUUCUGGGCCUGGUGGUGCUCCUAGGUACCGACUGCUUAUUGUGGGUGACCCUGGCCCUUGGUGAGAGAGGGAGUCACGAGGAGGCUGGCAACAUUGCAAAGUCAGGCUAGGGAGAACGGUGUGAAGCAGGUUUGGGUCGGGGUGGUCGGGAGCUUUGAUUGCAGAAGUCCAAGGGCCUCCACCCAGUGCUGCCCACUUUAAAUUCACAUCAUUUUCAACCAGGAUUUUCUUUAUCUUCUACAAAUCAAGCCAGGGGAGGGGCAUGAAGUGGGAACGGGACACAGGAUCCUAAACUCCAAGGGGACUGUCCACCUACAGACACUCAGUGGAUACCACCUUUCACCCACACUGUGCCCAGGACAGCUGUCUCCUACCCAUGGACACAGGGUAAACAUCUGCCAGGCUCCACUUGAGUGGCCCAAGGCCAUGGAGUGGCAGGGCUUGCCACGAACAGUGUGAGGCCCUGUGACCAGCCACCCUGGCAUCCUGGGGUCUCCUUCCCUCUCCCCACCCUCCUUGUUAUCUCCACAAAGCUGCCUGUCUGGGAUAAUUUGGGGAUUUUUUUUCUGGGGGACAAUUCUUUUGCAUGACCCUCUAAAGAGCAGGUCACUCCUGCUCCGCUGGCUAGGUGUUCGCGGGUGGUGGCGUCGGCCGCUGGCCAGUGCUGCAGCGUGUCGCUGCCUGCAGUACUGGCAGCCCCUCCCUUUUCUCUUUUUGCUGAGUUCCAUUGUCUUUUCUUUCUGAGCCUUGUAGGUGUACAAAACUUAUUAUUUUGUUCUGUCUCGGGAAACUGCAAAUAAAAAAAAAGGACAACUUGCUU
This is a messenger RNA of Microtus ochrogaster (prairie vole), 4022 nucleotides long. RefSeq names its product calcium/calmodulin dependent protein kinase II beta (gene Camk2b). Gene Ontology annotation, biological process: protein phosphorylation. Gene Ontology annotation, molecular function: ATP binding; calcium/calmodulin-dependent protein kinase activity; calmodulin binding. The record is from RefSeq and is a predicted model, not a curated record. Lineage: Eukaryota; Metazoa; Chordata; Mammalia; Rodentia; Cricetidae.